Pieris brassicae (large cabbage white) is the source of this 1288-nucleotide messenger RNA. RefSeq names its product protein lifeguard 2-like. Gene Ontology annotation, cellular component: membrane. The record is from RefSeq and is a predicted model, not a curated record. Bases 68 to 793 code for a protein of 241 amino acids. Lineage: Eukaryota; Metazoa; Arthropoda; Insecta; Lepidoptera; Pieridae. The transcript has 6 exons.
AUUUUAUCACUUGUUAUCACCGGCAUAUCAGUGAUACUAAAGAUACAGUGCACAGCAGACGUUAGUCAUGGCGCAGGUUAUGUACGUUGACCCAUCAUUUGGGGAGGACGCACCGACUAAUCAAUUUGACUUUACAGAACAAAGUAUACGAAAGGCAUUUAUACGCAAGGUAUACGCCAUCCUGAUGUGCCAGCUCUUAGUUACUUUGGGAUUCAUUGCAUUAUUCGUGUUCCAUGAGCCAACAAAACGAUACGUCAGAGAAAAUACUUAUCUCUUUUGGGUUGCACUAGCAGUGCUAUUCGUUUGUAUGAUAGCCAUGGCUUGCUGUGAAAAUGUCCGACGAACAACACCCAUGAACUUUAUCUUCCUCUUCACAUUUACGGUUGCUCAGAGUUUUCUCCUCGGAGUAGCUUCCAGCACAUUCGAUGCCACAGAGGUAUUCAUGGCAGUAGGUAUUACGGCUGCGGUAUGUUUGGGUCUGACAUUAUUUGCAUUUCAAACAAAAUGGGACUUUACCUUAAUAGGUGGAGGUCUCGUGGCUGCUACUAUGGUCUUGUUAAUGUUCGGUCUGAUAACAAUAUUUAUACCAACCAACAAUAUUGUACGAUUGGUCUACGCGUCUUUGGGAGUACUUAUAUUCUCACUGUACCUUGUCUACGACACUCAACUGAUGAUGGGCGGGAAACACAAAUACAGCAUUUCGCCCGAGGAAUAUAUUUUCGCAGCAUUAAAUCUAUACCUUGAUAUUGUCCAAAUAUUCCUCUUCAUAUUAACCAUUAUGAGGAAUUCGUAGGAAUAAAUUACAUCUAGUCAUAUAUCGGUAUCUCAAGUUAGAGAUGAGUAUUAUUGCCUUACUAGCGUUUCGUAUCAAUAUUAUGGCAUUUUUUAAAGGUAGUCGAAAGUUGGUUAUAUCUGAGAAUCCUUAUUAAGUCUCUUUGGACAUAAUACAAUGAUAACAGUGUAAUUUAUAAGCAAGACCUUAUAACCCGUUGGAUGGUAAGUAUAUGUCACCGUAAAAUUGUAAAUACCGUUAGAUUGUAAUCUAUCUCGCAACAUUGUGAAUAACAACAUAGGGUUUGUGAAAAAGAGCGUAUUAUUUUCAUAUUUAAAUAUCUCGCAGGAGUAUGUUAACAUUUCGACGAAUAUUAAGUAUAUUUUUAAUUUUCUUGAAGUGAAAAUAUCGCAUAGUGUAAAACUUUAUUCUCUUACUACAAUUAAUAUAAGUUUUAAUGAAUACUGCUGGGGGCAGUUAAGAGUAUAUGUUACUACAAAAAUAAAUUAAGUUUUA